Messenger RNA from Ectocarpus sp. CCAP 1310/34, 2583 nucleotides. The record is from the annotation of a GenBank genome assembly. NCBI's taxonomy places the organism in Eukaryota, Phaeophyceae, Ectocarpales, Ectocarpaceae.
AUGGACAACAUCCCGCGAGGGUCUCCAACCGAGAGCCAGGCGUCAUCGAACGAGUCUUGGCGGCAAGCUCUGUUUGGAGGCGGCAGGAGCUGCUCUCCGAGGGGCGGCGUUCUCCAACAGCAUGACGAGAUUGGCGGUAGUCCAAUCGUAGACGAUGAGCAAGGGUUAGGCUUACACCUCGGGGAAGAGGCGUGCCAGGAGGAGGAGGAGGAGGAGGCCGUCGAGAGCAUGAACGUCAAGGAUCUCAAGGCGAAGGCCACGGAGCUGGGCAUUCCCACAGGGGGGCGAAAAUGCCAGCUAAAGGCGCGCAUAAAGCACAAACUUUCUGCCUCGAGGCCCUCCUCCGAAGUACCGCCCGCCGCUGCUACUACAGUCCAGUCAGAAAUGCCAGAAGUCGGCGGAGAGGUUGCCCAGGCGGUGGCUGAUGGCUAUUCUGCUGUUGAUGGGUCGCAGGGAAGUGCCAGUGCCGUCGCCCAAGAUGCAGACACGUCGCCCAUUGUGGUAGGCGCAAGCUGGGACGCGGGAACCGGUGGGCAAGAGGGCGAGGGAAGGAGCGGCGGCGCCUCGCCGUCGACUGAAAGCGGUGGCGCGGUGGCGGACCAAAGCGGAGCAGCUCGAGAGGGUAGGGGGACGACACCUGGUGAUGGCCCCGGUCCAAGCUUGGUAGCGGUUGCGGCCCCCCCAGCGGAAGAAGACGAUGUCCCCGCCUCCGGUGGUGAUGAUUAUGCGGGGACCCUGCCAUCCGGCGUGGCGGCCGUUUGGCCACCGGAGGAUGGCGGUGGUGUUCUGCACCCGCCGGGUGAGGUCGGAGGCGGUGAGGAGAUGGGCGAGCCGGCGGGUGGCGCGGCGGGUUUGCAGGCGGAGGAAGGCGGUCCGUUGGACCAGGAAGGGGGUGAUGGCGACGGGCGUGGGUGUGAGGGCGCCGCUGAUGCGCAAGGGAGUGCGGCGCGGGGGCAGCAAGAGGGAAUCGUCCGCGAGGAGAUGGUUGUCAAUUCCCUCCCUGCUGUCGUUGGUCCAACUCCAUCUGUAAGGGAGAGCCCCGGGAGUGCAGGAGCCGUGUCAACAGGGCCAGGUUCGGACGCCGAGGGAGAGAGCGGCGAUGGAAUUACGGCGGCCGCGGCGGCCGCGGCGGCGGUAGCAUCAGGGUCGACGGCGCCUAGCGAUCGCGGCGUUAUUUCGGCGGACAGUAGCGGGGGUGUCGUUGCGUACGGGGGGCGUGCCGAGGCGGGCUUGUCGGCGUUGGAAAGCGACGACGGUGAGGAUGUCGUAGAUCCCGAACCGGUGGAAAACGAUGAUGAGAUGACCGAGGGUUACGCUGUGGGUGAAGUUUUGGUCCGGGAAAGCGGCGGUGUUGAUGGCGCGGGAGAGGAGAGUGGCGUCCGGUACCGUGAGGUAGUAGGCAGCAGGGAAGUAGGCGGUGACUGGGACAGACAAGGGGAAAGAAGGGAGGAUGGGGGCAGCGGCGGGGAGGGAGGGGACGGACAGCGGGGAGAGGAGGAGGAAGAGGUGGGAUGCGAUUCCGAGGAGGAAAGUCUCAUCUUUUCGGCGGCAGCAGGCGAGCCGGUGAUGGUUAUUUCACGUCCGACAGUGGCGGAGCACGGUGGCGCGGCGGGGCAGAGCGGGAUCGAAGAAGGAGCGGGGGAUAGCGGGAAGGAGGAGGAGGUUGUUGUUGUUGUUGUUGUGCCGACAGCAGAGGAACUCACCGAGAAGUACCUGGAAGUGGAGCGUCUCUGGAGGCCGAUUCUAUUAAACUCCGGCCUGGCCGACGGUGGCGGCGGUGGCACGAACACCCCGCUCCCGAUCGGGGAGCUGCUGCUAGAGACGGAGGCGUUCAAGGAGAAGGCGAGAGUAUUGGCGGCGUGGUUCCACCAGGAUGCCGGCCCGGCCGACAGGCGAUGCUCUAAGAGCAGCGCGGCUUCGUCUGUCGAUUGGUCCAAGUCGGGGCGCGGGGCGGGUGGGAGCGCGGGGGGCACCGGGUGGGGUGCGGGAGGGGCGACCGCCGCUGCUGCUCGGAAGACCGCCGGUGUUGUUGGGGCGGGCGUGGAGGCUUCGACGACGACGCAAAGAUCCGCCGCCACCGGCACGUCUGCCAUGGCGCGCUCUCGCCGCGGUUCGACAGCGUCAACCUCCGAAGCUUCUUCCCGUCCAAGCGAGAGCGGCGGAUGGGGCUCGAAGGGGCGUCUGGGGAAAUCUCGCGGGAGCCGCCAGCGCUUGUCCGUCAGCCCCCCCCGCGCAAAGGUGUCCGCGGCGGCGGCGGCUAGAGUCGGCGCAGGCCGGCGCCCGUCGGGGGGCAAGGGGAUGCCGGCGGCGGCGAAGACAUCGUCUGCCACCGCCGCCCCUUCCUCGCUGCGCAAGCGUAACCCGUUGAUCCGGGCUUCGUCGUCGUCGCCUCGGCCUCCCAGAGCUUCGGUUUCGAGGCCCACGGGUGGGGAAGGGGUUGCGAAACGGAACGUGGGGACGAGGCGGAGCGGCCGGAGCGUUGCCGGUUCGGCCGCCGGGCGCUUGAAAGGCGCGCCGUUAGGUAAUCACGGCAGUGUCGUGGGAGGGUUGGAGGUUGACAAUCAGUUUUUCCGUCUGGUGUGA